Messenger RNA from Corticium candelabrum, 1088 nucleotides. Its product is annotated as max-binding protein MNT-like. The record is from RefSeq and is a predicted model, not a curated record. Gene Ontology annotation, biological process: regulation of transcription by RNA polymerase II. Gene Ontology annotation, molecular function: protein dimerization activity; RNA polymerase II cis-regulatory region sequence-specific DNA binding; DNA-binding transcription factor activity, RNA polymerase II-specific. Bases 253 to 909 code for a protein of 218 amino acids. The transcript is spliced from 4 exons. NCBI's taxonomy places the organism in Eukaryota, Metazoa, Porifera, Homoscleromorpha, Homosclerophorida, Plakinidae.
ACGACCAGGAAUUUUCCUAUUUGGAAACAAGCGUCUCCACCGGUCCGCGAGGCUUGGCAUCACGCCGCGUCUUGACUCGGACAAACCAGCAGCUCGUUCGUUUCAAACGAUGAGUAUCGACACUCUCAUUCAAGCGGCCAAGUUCGUGGACGUAGAAGAAUUAGACGGUGGGUGCCGCGGCCUGCCUGUCCCUCAUCCAGUUUAAAUUCGUGGCGGCGCUAAUUUCGCGCCAUUGCAGCGUCUAGUGCGACAAUGGAGCCGUCGACCACGUGCUCGUCGGACGUUCGAGCUGGAGAGUUGGUGGACGGUAAAACACUUAUUACCGGCGAAUCGCAGGCCGAGAUAAGUCGUAGCAAGCGAACGAGUCGUGUGUCUGGUGCCGGCGCUACGCGAGAAGUUCAUAACAUGCUUGAAAAGAACAGGCGAGCUCACCUCAAGAUCUGCUUCGAAGAUCUGAGAAGACAACUUCCCGGAUUAGAAGACAAAAAGACUUCAAAUCUGAGUGUCUUGAAGGCUGCUAUUUUGUGUAUUGAACAAUUGAAAAAGAAAGAUCGAGACUUUGAACUGGAAACGAACCAGUUGAGAAGACAGAAGCGUAUGAAACAGGAGCACUUAAGAUUGCUCAAGAAUGAAAUUGGUCAAGAAGUCGUCAAUGAUUUUUUCCAACAGUCAGUAGUAAAACAAUCAACUGAACCUACAGAGGAAUCUGUUGACGAAGAAGGAGUAAAUACAACGCCCCAGACCACAUCAAAUGAGCAACAAAUUUUAUUUGUAGAAUCGCCUAUUACAGGAACUAACCUGUGCAGUACAACUCCUAUUCAGUCGGCCUACAUGCCAUCGUCUCUCUCGGCCACUGGAACUCGUUGGCAUUCUCACAUCAGCACCAGUAGAGAUGAUUCCAACUCCUAGUAAUUGAUUCUUUAUAAUAAUCAUUAGGUGUCUUCUCAUCUGCUAUCCCGGGCUCUGAUAUGCUACUACUGUAGUAUAGAAAGACUUCUGUGUGGGUUUGUACGUUAUAACUAUCUUUGUAUAAUUUACUGCACGAAUUGAAGCAGUUAAUAGCUAUAAAGAAGAAAACUUGAUCUUAC